AUGAAAGAUAGUGGAACCAGCAGAACUCAGNAUCAGCUGCAGAAAGGAAACCUGAUCUUCUAUGAAUCCGAUCUGACAGAGUGUGGCAUCGAUAUCAGAGCAGCCUCAGUUUACUCUGGAGUGUUCACACAGAUCUUUAAAGAGGAGAGAGGACUGUACCAGAACCAGGACAAGGUUUUCUGCUUCGUCCAUCUGAGUGUUCAGGAGUUUCUGGCUGCUCUUCAUGCCCAUCAGACCUACUUCACUUAUGGAAUCAACCUGAUGGGAGAAGAACAGAAAAAGACUUCCUUUUUACCUAAAUUAUCUACGACAGUAAAACUAAGAAAUCUUCAUCAGAGUGCUGUGGACAAGGCCUUACAGAGUCCAAAUGGACACCUGGACUUGUUUCUCCGCUUCCUCCUGGGUCUUUCACUGCAGACCAAUCAGAGACUCCUACAAGGUUUGAUGACAAAGACUAGAAGUAGCCCAAUGACCAAUCAGAAAACAGUUCAGUACAUCAAAAAGAAGCUCAAUAAGAAUUUGUCUGCAGAGAAAAGCAUCAACCUGUUCCACUGUCUGAAUGAACUGAAUGAUCGUUCUCUGGUCCAGCAGAUCCAACAGUCUCUGAGAUCAGGACGUCUCUCCACAGAUAAACUGUCUCCUGCUCAUUGGUCAGCUCUGGCCUUCAUCUUAGUGACAUCAGGAGAAGAUCUGGAUGUGUUUGACCUGCAGAAAUACUCUGCUUCAGAGGAGGCUCUUCUCAGGCUGCUGCCAGUGGUCAAAGCUUCAAACAAAGCUCUACUGAAUGAGUGUAACCUCUCAGAGAGAAGCUGUGAAGGUCUGGCCUCAGUUCUCAGCUCCCAGUCCUCUAAUCUGAGAGUGAUGGACUUGAGUAUCAACAACCUGAAGGAUUCUGGAGUGAAGCUGCUGUCUUCUGGACUGAAGAGUCCAAACUGCAAACUGGAAAUUCUCAGGUCUGAACACCAGUGGAUAGAGAAGCUGGAAGAGAUCACUGGAGGCAUCAAUCUGGCCGCUGGAGACAUCAAGGCGCUGCUGAUCAAAACAGCAGGACACUCAGCAGCCAGGGGGGUGUUUGACGAAGCCCAGCUUCCAGGGGUCAUGACCUCACACCGGUAUGACAAGAUACCAUUCAACCAAAUAAGACCCAAG
Molecule: messenger RNA, 1149 nt
Organism: Cyprinodon variegatus (sheepshead minnow)
Lineage: Eukaryota; Metazoa; Chordata; Actinopteri; Cyprinodontiformes; Cyprinodontidae
Product: protein NLRC3-like
Exons: 4
Source: RefSeq, a predicted model, not a curated record